AUGGCUCCUCCAAAAUUAUUCGUGUUCUGUUCUGUUCUGUUGCUGUUUUGUGCCUCAGGACUCGCACAACUGGCGAAAGUAACAGGAUCGGAUGUCCCCGCCGAGCUCGAAGCCAAUUGCACCAUGGAGCGCCUAGAUGACUACAGAAAACCAGUGACCCUCUCUUUGUUGGAAGAGAAAUUCAGAUGGUUCACUGAGCUGAAAUGCAGAGAUGAAUGCGCCAAGCGCGCUAUCUGCGGCCAUGCUAACUUCAACAACAGGACCAGGGAGUGCCAGUUAGUUCAACGAAGGGCAUUCCAUGAGAGUUAUUUGUCUGAACAAGGUCUUUAUGUGAUGUGGCGAAAGAAUUGUCCACUUGAACACAUAUGGAACCGAACCGACGAUCCUCUGAAGAUGGUCAUGUGUCCCAUGCAACCGCAAACCCAACGACUUUCAUUGAAGUAUGCCUACAAGUUUGCAAAGCACAUCUCAAAUGACGUGGAUGCGUCAUGGUGGUGUCAGAGGGAUCCAAUCUGCAAGGGUGUCUACAGAAAUGCUACUUGGACGAAUAUGCACGUGUUCCUCUAUAAGGCGGUCGUCGACGAGAGUGCCACGGGAGACAUCACGGAGAUCUCGGUCAAGAAUUGUGCUCCACCUGGCCCUCAAUCAGGAUCCGCGUGCUUCUUCACAGCCUACAACCGAAAAACAGUCCGAGGCAAGUCAUAUUACACCAAAAGGGACAAGAACUUCCGUGAGUGUUACACGAUGUGCCAGGAAGACGACGAAUGCUAUGCAGCCUAUGCAAGGGAAGAUAGGUUCAGAUCCCGAAUGAAGUGUAAACUCUACAAGAAGGAGGCAGUAACAGGGCUGGGCAGGUUUAAAAAAGAGUUUGAUAAUGCUAAGGUUUGGUUGAGGAACGUAUGCCAUGAGUGAGCACUGAGAAGUCCUUCUCUGAUCAGUUUUGUGAUUACUGCUAAUAUUACAUAGUGGUCCUAAGCCAUGACAUCAUAGGACAUAUUUUUUUCAUGGAGCCUCCUGAGAAACCCACUACAGGCGAUCGAAAUUGGAGGACAGUCAGACUGUUAACAUAUACGAGUCUAGAUGAGAG
Lineus longissimus is the source of this 1087-nucleotide messenger RNA. RefSeq lists its product as uncharacterized. The transcript has 4 exons. Bases 1 to 912 code for a protein of 303 amino acids. Lineage: Eukaryota; Metazoa; Nemertea; Pilidiophora; Heteronemertea; Lineidae. The record is from RefSeq and is a predicted model, not a curated record.